Messenger RNA from Fonsecaea erecta, 1410 nucleotides. Its product is annotated as argininosuccinate lyase. Gene Ontology annotation, cellular component: cytosol. Gene Ontology annotation, molecular function: argininosuccinate lyase activity. The transcript has 3 exons. NCBI's taxonomy places the organism in Eukaryota, Fungi, Ascomycota, Eurotiomycetes, Chaetothyriales, Herpotrichiellaceae. The record is from RefSeq and is a predicted model, not a curated record. The coding region runs from base 1 to 1410 and encodes 469 amino acids.
AUGACCGACCAGGGCAACAAGGCGUCGGCCCCUGUCCGGCUAUGGGGCGGCCGGUUCACGGGCGAGAUUGACCCUCUGAUGAACCAGUACAACGAGAGUCUGUCGGUCGAUCGUGUCUUCUACGCCCAGGAUAUCAAGGGCUCGAUCGCCUACGCCCGGGCCAAUGUCAAGACGGGCAUCCUCACCCAGGAGGAGUUUGUGAAACUGGAACAGGGCCUCAACGAGGUCCUCAAGGAGUGGGAGCAGGGCACGUUCCAGCCGGCUCCCGGAGACGAAGACAUCCACACGGCCAACGAGCGCCGGCUGGGCGAGAUCAUUGGCACCAACAUCGCCGGCAAGCUCCACACCGGCCGCAGCCGCAACGACCAAGUCGCGACCGACAUGCGCAUGUGGCUCCGUGAUCAGCUGGGCCUGAUCGAGCAGUACCUAGUGGAUCUGCUAAAGGUCAUCGCCCUCCGCGCCCGGCAGGACAUCGACUACAUCAUGCCGAGCUACACCCAUCUCCAACGCGCACAGCCCAUCCGCUGGAGCCAGUGGCUGCUCAGCUACGCGACGGCGUUCCAGUCCGACCUGGAGCGGCUGCGCUUCACCAAGAAGAACAUCAACAAACUCCCCCUCGGCGCGGGGGCCGUGGCGGGCAACGCGUUCGGGAUCGACCGGGCGCAGCUGGCGAGGGAACUCGGGUUCGACGGGGUGAUUAUGAACAGCAUGUCGGCGGUGGGGGACCGGGACUUCGUGGUGGAGGCGCUGCAGUGCUGUGCGACGGUGUGCCUGCACCUGUCGCGGUGGGCCGAGGACCUGAUCGUGUACGGGUCGCUGGAGUUCGGCUACGUGAAGCUGGCCGACGCCUACACCACGGGCAGCUCGCUGAUGCCGCAGAAGAAGAACAGCGACUCGCUCGAGCUGCUGCGCGGCAAGGCCGGGCGCGUCUUCGGCGCCAUGGCCGGCCUGAUGAUGAGCGUCAAGGGCCUGCCCUCCACCUACAACAAGGACCUGCAGGAGAGCCUGCAGCCCAUGCUCGACACCGUCAAGACCGUGCAGGACAGCCUGCAGAUCGCGGCGCGGUCGCUGGCCACGGCGACCGUGUAUCCGGAGAAGAUGCGCGCGGCGUUGAGUCCGGACAUGCUGGCGACGGAUCUGGCCGAGUAUCUGGUGCGGAAAGGCGUCCCCUUCCGCGAAACGCACCACCUGGCGGGCAAGAUGGUGGCGCUGGCUGAGGACACGAACAAGCCGCUGGACCAGCUCAGCGUGGCGCAGUUCCAGGCCGUCGACCGGCGGUUCGGCGACGACGUGCGGGCCGUCUUCGACUACGAGCGCUCCGUCGAGCUCAAGGACGCCACCGGCGGCACCAGUCGGCGCGCCGUGCUGGAGCAGCUGGACGCGCUGGAGAAGGUACUCGGUGCUGCUUGA